AUGGCAUCUCAUGCUGCGAUGCUCCUGAAUCCGAAGGGUGCUAAAAGACAAGCUCAAGGCAAUGGUAAUCCUCCCUUUUCUUCUUCCCCAGCGAGUGAUUUACCUCCCGUGGAUGCUGUCGCUAUGUCCCGCGAGCUUUCCCAUGACACGCCUGAGUCUAUGACUUCUUCUUCUGCAUUUUCUUCUCCUGCUGCUUCUUCUCACGUGGACACAAUGGAUGCCUCGGCCAUGCCUAGAGAUCUUAAUGACUCACCUGAGGCUCCUGUCCAUCUUGGCACUCAGAUGGAUACCCAGCCUAUCUCCGAGGACAUGAUGCAUCCAGCUCAAUCUUGUGUCUUUUCUGCCCCUCAGAUGGAUACUUCAGUUAUGCAUACAACGUCUCUUAGCCCAACUGACUCUUCCCCCCCUCGUGCUCCAAAUUCGCCGAGUCCAUCUUCGAGCCUUUCUUCCCACAAUUUAUCUCAUCUUGUUACUUCUCCCCCAGCAGACCCCAUGAUUCUCAACUCCACGGAUUCCCAAGGCUUACUUUUGGAAGGACCAGGAAAACAGCCGGGAAAUGGUUCAUCUUCUGCCUCUCCCAUGGCUCCUUCGGGCACUACAGCCGCUACGCGCUUCCAUCAACCCACUAUUCGCACGUCUCCGAGUGCGGCGUCUGGAAUCUCUACCCCGGCUAUGAAGUCAGAAUCCAGUCUGACUGUGCAGUUCAGCACCACGCAUGAUGAAGACAACGAAAGCGACACGAAAAGAAGUCACCACGAGAUGAGCGAUGACGAAGACAUGAUUUACCGCCCCAAUUUGAUCGAGAAUGUCUAUGGCGUUGAAAAAAGGAAAAACCAACCGUCGAAGAAGAUUAAGACUGAUCAUGAUGUGGAAGAUAAACAGAACAUGACCAAAGCACCGAUCUCGAUCCCUGGAGAUAGCGGGCUUGGGAAGUGGAUGAAAGAGGAGAAUGCGAAAUCAACCCCGGUUUCCACUACACCCAGCGUAGUGGAUUUGACAGCAGACCUUCCGAGCACGCCCCAGGACGAUGACGAAGUCCAAUGCACCGGUUCAACAGAUCUCAGCGCCCAGCGUGUCUGCUUCGGCAAAGUUGAAAACGCAAUGAUCGUUUCGCACACAGUUCCCAAACCAGGACACUCUGUUUUCACUGACUGGUCCCACGCUUGGCCGUCUAUCAAAUUAGACAUACAACGCCAGCCGGUGAAAGGAAAUCUUCAGAUCCACGUCGCGGACCCUCACGGCAAAGUGUUCGGUUCAAUCGACCCUAAAACGGCACAAGGAUUGUGUCCGCUCCUAGACUCCGAACCAAAAAUUAUCGAUGUGACAGCCUUAUUGGAUAUCCGGAGAACCUCACCAGAUGAGGAAAUAUGGGGUCCCUCCUCAGGACUAUGGCGUGCAACUCUCAAUAUAUACGGCCAAAGAAAGCACGCAGAGGCUGUCGGCAACUUCCUAUCUCACCGUAACAUCUGGCUAGGAACUCCAAAUUCCGUGGACAAAGGAAUUACUGUAUUCAAUCCACACGCAGAGCGCCGACGCCAGCUUGCCGCAAGCACUGCCGCCAACAACUCUGGCCGGUCUCGCCCAGGGCCAACCGUCCGAUAUGAAGCGCGAACUGCCGAAGAGGCCAAUGAUGCAGUCAUGAAGAUGUUCGACCAGCUUGCCAACGCGAACAUUCCGACGAUGGAGCCAUCUCCUCACAUCACUACAAAAAUGCUCCAUCACCAAAAGCAAGCACUUUGGUUCAUGACAGAGAAAGAAAAGCCGCGCAAAUUUGGCCGAAAAGAAGAAGACAACAAUUCUUUGUGGCGAAUGGAACGUGCACCAAAUGGGAAGACUCAGUACCGUGAGAUUAUCACUGGAAUGAUCUCAGAGCAAAAGCCUGAGGAAGCUCUAGGUGGCUUGCUAGCCGACAUGAUGGGCCUGGGCAAGACUCUGAGUAUUCUCUCGUUGAUCACCUCAUCGCUUGCGUUAGCUGAAGACUGGACUGAGAUGGCUCCUGAUCCCGUCCUUGUUCGCCGAGCUCCAGGAAUUCGAAACACACGGACAACACUAUUAGUUGUCCCAUUGAGUGCAGUGAGCAACUGGGUGACACAGAUCAAGGACCAUCUCAAGCCAGACUCCAUCAGCUACUACGUCUUCCACGGUCCAUCGCGCACCACGGAGUUCAGGGAACUUUCCAAGUACGAUAUCAUUAUCACGACAUACAGUACCAUUCUCAGCGAGAUCUCAGGGCGUGGCGCCAGAAGUGGAAAAUUGAGUCCUUUGACAAAAAUGAACAUGUUCCGAAUUGUUCUUGACGAAGCUCAUAUCAUCAGAGAACAAAAUGCAGCACAGACCAAGGCGAUCCUUGGGCUCAACUCCGAGCGUCGGUGGUCGGUUACCGGAACCCCAAUCCAAAACCGCAUGGAAGAUCUCCUCUCUGUGACCAAGUUUUUACGGAUUGCCCCUUACGACCAACGCAGUCAAUUUUCCCAGCAUGUAUCUAGCCCGGUCAAAAAUGGUGACCCCAAUGUACUUGCCAGGUUGCGAGUUUUGGUGGAUUCAUUCACCUUGCGCAGAGUCAAGGACAAAAUCAAUCUGCCACCCAGGACAGACAAUAUCAUCACACUAGAAUUCACUGAGCAAGAACAGCAAUUGCAUGACUUCUUCCGCGCGGAAUCGAAUGUGAUGAUGAGUGUCAUUGCUGGUGAGGAGAUGCGCAAGAUGGGUGGCCGGAUGUAUCACCAUGUUUUGAAAGCCAUGAUGAUUCUCCGCCAAGUCAGCGCACACGGAAAAGAGCUUCUUGACACUUCAGACCGGGAGAGAGCAAAGGGAAUGUCCGUUAACGACGCAAUUGACCUGGAGGAGGGCGACUCGGACGAAACCCCGGCAGCCAUAGACAAGAAGGCAUAUGAAAUGUUCGCCCUAAUGCAGGAAACCGCAGUUCCCCGGUGUGGCAAUUGCAAUCGAGAACUCGAUGAACCUUUGAACUCAAUCGGAGCUGUCGCCCGUAACUCUCCAAUGGCUUUUGCCCUCCCAUGCUCCGAUAUCUUCUGCCCCGGUUGCUUCUCUGGCUGGAAAGAAGCAUUCGAUUCGUCUCCCGACGCCCAGAUCCGUUGCCCUAGAUGCGAAGGCUGGGUUCACAUGAAAUACUCAACUAUCACGCCUGCUGGCUUUGAAGAAUACGAGGCCCAAAAGGAAAGUAAUCGGCAAACCCGGAAGCUGGGCAAGAAUCUGGGUGAAUACGAAGGACCGCACACCAAAACCAUUGCACUGGUCAACUACCUCAAGGAAAGUGUCGAAGAUAGCAAGAAACUCGAAGGCGAGUCGCCGAUCAAGAGUGUCGUGUUCUCUGGAUGGACCUCGCACCUGGAUCUCAUUGAGAUCGCCUUGCAAAACAAUGGGCUUGACGGGUAUACUCGACUCGAUGGUACCAUGACCCUUGCAGCGCGCACCAAGGCACUUGAGGAAUUUGCCAACAAUGACAACAUCAAAGUUCUUCUGGCAACCAUCGGUGCCGGUGGUGUGGCCCUGAAUCUCACCUCUGCCUCGCGUGUUUUUAUCAUGGAACCCCAGUACAACCCAGCAGCCGUUGCUCAGGCGAUUGACCGUGUUCAUCGCCUUGGCCAAACUCGCCCCGUGCAAACCUUCCAAUUCGUGAUGAAGGGCAGCAUCGAGGAGAAGAUCAUGGACCUCGCCAAGAAGAAGCAAGAGAUGGCCGACACGAGCUUGAAUCGCGUAAAGCGGGACAAGCGAGAGACCCAAGAGGCUCGCAUGCGUGAAUACCGCAAUCUCUUCAGGUAG
Messenger RNA from Penicillium expansum, 3783 nucleotides. RefSeq names its product Helicase, C-terminal. The coding region runs from base 1 to 3783 and encodes 1260 amino acids. The record is from RefSeq and is a predicted model, not a curated record. Gene Ontology annotation, molecular function: ATP-dependent chromatin remodeler activity; ATP binding. The transcript has 2 exons. NCBI's taxonomy places the organism in Eukaryota, Fungi, Ascomycota, Eurotiomycetes, Eurotiales, Aspergillaceae.